Messenger RNA from Dendrobium catenatum, 860 nucleotides. Its product is annotated as glutathione S-transferase U24-like. Gene Ontology annotation, cellular component: cytoplasm. Gene Ontology annotation, molecular function: glutathione transferase activity. Gene Ontology annotation, biological process: glutathione metabolic process. The coding region runs from base 93 to 761 and encodes 222 amino acids. The record is from RefSeq and is a predicted model, not a curated record. Lineage: Eukaryota; Viridiplantae; Streptophyta; Magnoliopsida; Asparagales; Orchidaceae. The transcript is spliced from 2 exons.
UUAGUUCGCAUUUCAUCCAACACUUAACGGUCAUUUCUAAGCAUCUCUGAGAGAGAGAGAGAGAGAGAGAGAGAGAGAGAGCUGAAAGAGCAAUGGCGGAAGAGAAGGAAGUGAAGCUGCUGGAUUACUGGGCCAGCCCUUUCGGUGUCCGAACCAGGAUAGCAUUGGCGGAGAAGGGGGUGGAGUACGAUUACAAGGAGGAGAAUCUAUCGGAGAAGAGCGAGCUCCUGCUGAAAUCGAAUCCAGUGCACAAGAAGAUCCCCGUUCUGAUCCACCACGGCAAACCUAUCUGCGAGUCGCUCAUCAUAGUUCAGUACAUUGACGAAGCUUUCCCCAGUAAAACCCCUAUCCUCCCCUCCGAUUCCUACGCCCGCGCCCUUGCCCGCUUCUGGGCUGACUUUAUUGACAAGAAGUUCUAUCCAGGUAUGAUUCGCAUCGGGAAGCUGAAGAAGGGCGAGGAGUUUGAGGAGACGAAGAAGGAGAUCUUAGAGAACCUGAGGACACUUGAGGUGGAGCUCGGAGAGAAGAAAUACUUCGGCGGGGAGGUCUUCGGGUUCGUCGACAUCGCACUCGUUCCCUUCACCUCAUGGUUCUACUGUUUCAAGGUCUUUGCCGAUUUGAGCGUGGAGCAGGAAUGCCCCAAGCUUGCGGCGUGGGAAAAGCGCUGUCUGGAGCGGGAGAGCGUCGCCAAGUCUCUGUCUGAUCCAAAGAAGGUGUUUGAUAUGGUCAGCUCGCGAAGGAAGAAUCGUGGCUUUGAAUAGAAUACAAAUAUGGAGGAGACGAACAUCUUGAUCAAGUUGAAUAAAUUUGUUGCCACUUGCCAUCAGCAGGUUACUGUUGGCUUUUUGCCUGUUGACCCC